AUGGAGGGAGUCACUCCUGAGAUCUUUGGUCAGUCAGACGGCAGAACUUCCGGUCGGCAUUUUGUUCUACGAGAGGAGAGCCUCUUGAUGAUCGCAACAAUCGUCAUAUUUCUCACUUACUGUCGAAAUUGGCUGCACUCGUUGUUUACGUCGGCGCAGACCGACUGAAACUGCGGAGAACGAAUGUUUCCCCGUGAAUGUACGCCGAAACAUUCACCCUUGAGUGACGGAAGAAGAGCGAAUCAGUCCGACCCGGAUUAUUGUUGAUAGCUAUAGCAAGGCUAGCUCACCAGCUAGCUUGGCAAGCCAAUCGAGUUCCUUCUGGAGGAGCUGCGAGAGAGAAGAAAGGGGGAGCUAGAGAUACGGACACGGACACAAACCAAGCUAAAACAUUCCCCUCCCUUUUGAACGCAACAUCCGAAGAUAUAAGGAGUAGGACUUUUUAUCUGAAAUGUCAGUGAGUCCACCCGAGACUGCACAGAAUUCUUCGAAAAGGUGUCAGGAGAUGUGAGGACGGGUGUCGUCCAUCGACCCCCUGAUCUACCUGUGUAUCAAUACACUCCCCCACCCUCACCUUCAGCAUGAAUGGGGAUAUGCCUCAUGUUCCCAUCACCACUCUUGCUGGGAUCGCUAGCCUCACAGACUUGUUGAACCAGCUGCCCCUCCCUUCCCCUCUCCCGGCCACCACCACUAAGAGCCUCCUAUACAAUGGAAGGAUCGCAGAGGAAGUUACCUGCCUAUUGGGCUGUCGGGAUGAGAAUCUGGCCUCCCAGCUAGCCCAUGGCCUCAACCAGGUCUCCACAGAGCACAUAGAGCUAAAGGACAACCUGGGUAGCGAUGAGCCAGAGGGAGAUGCACCACUGCUGUUGCAGACCAUGCUGACCAGGAACCCUGGCAUCUUCAGGGAGAAAAAUGUAAUGCAGCAGCCAAUGGUACCGCCGUACAAGAUCACCCAAAAUUCCAUGCAUAGCCCUGCCCAGUCUGCAAACUUCCAGCCGGCUGCAAUUUCUCCCAAUCCACCAAGCCGGUUUGUGUCACCCCAGACCGGUUCAAGUAGUCGUUAUAUGGGCCAGCAGAACAGUCCAGUACCGAGCCCAUACACUCCUCAGAGCCCUGCCCCCGGUUACAUACAGCCGUAUCCCCACCAACAACCACCCAGCUAUAACCAACACCAACAGAUACAACAAGUGUCUGUGACCAGUCCCAUGGUUCCUGGUGGCAUACGAAAUAUCCAUGAGGGCAAAGUAUCGGGGCAGAUGGCCAACGCUGCCAACCACCACUCAGACAGACACGGCACUGAGGACUACCUGAAUAUUGUACACCGAUUGAGCAAUGAGGAGGGUGACUCCACCAUGAGGAAUCCUUCUUUCCCUCUGAGGUCUCCACAGUCUGGCUGCUCCCCAGCAGGGAGUGAAGGAACGCCCAAACCGGGCUCUCGUCCCCCGCUGAUUCUGCAGUCACCACCUCCUUAUGCGCCCUCACCAAGGGAAGGAGGACCUGACCAGAAACAGCAGCUCCAGCAAAGGAAGAAAGCCCCAGCGGUGAAAGAGGAGAAAGAUAUGUACGACAUCGUAAGCUCUCCAAACAAGGACUCUACAAAACUCACCCUUAAGCUAUCCAGGGUCAAGUCAAAUGAGUCCGAUACCCCAGGUGAGGUAAUGCCAGGCAUGGACCAGAACUCUGACAAUAUGGAGGCAGAACUGGGCUUUCAGCAGGUGCCUGUUCUCCAACAAAAUCUAGGAGCCCGGCUGCAACAGCAGCAGCUCUCCCAGCAAGCAGGUGGUGCCAGUGGUUUCCAGCCUCCCAGUUCCCCUUACGACGAGGCAGAGCUGGAUGCCCUCGCUGAAAUUGAAAGGAUAGAACGAGAGGCGGCCAGUGAGAAGUGCUCAAAGGAGGUUCAAGAUAAAGACAAGCCUCUGAAGAAGAGAAAACAGGACUCUUUCCCCUUGGAGCCAGGUGCGGGAGGACCAGGUGGUCCCACGGGUGCCCCAGGCAGUGGAUCAACAGGAGGGGGCAAUGCAGGCAAACUGACCCCACAAGAGGCCACUGCAGCUGGGAACGGUGCCAGCCGCCCUCCCCUCAUGGUGAGCAUCGACCUCCAGCAGGCAGGCCGAGCUGAUGGCCAGCUCGACCCCUGUCUGGCUGCCCCUAUUCCAGCCCUUGAGGCCCAACGCUGGCCUGAAGAACCAGCUAGUGGUCCGGCUGCAGUGGAAGGUUCUGACACGGCUUUGCGGUUGAAACCAGAUGGUCGACCGGAAGUCAUCAAGAACAGGGUUGAUAAACAUGACAGCAGGAGAGAGGGUCGGGAGUCGUCAAAGCACCGACACGAUGAGAAGUCCUCAGACAGACGGGGAGACAUGCCAAAGUCAUCAAACCGAGGGGAACAUGGACGUGACAGGGACCGAGAAUCUGACCGAGAUAGGCGGCAUCGGAGCGAGACAGGUGGUCGAGACAGACGCUCCCCCGACUCUCGCUGCCGAAGUGACCGAGAUAGGUCCGGCUAUCGGGCUUCUUCCACUGGAGAGCCUGGUCGGAGCAAUAGGCCAGAUGGUUCCAAACCGGCUUCUUCUGCUUCUGGUGCUAAACUUCCAGAUUCUUUCCCUGCUCAUCUCCUGGGAGGCCAUAGUGGUGCACUGAAGAACUUCCAGAUCCCUAAGAUCAAACGUGAUAAGGAUGGCAGUGGGUCAACUGAAAGUCAAGUGUGGGGCCAGCCUAAGGUUAAACUGGAGAGGCUAGGUUUGGUGAAGGACUUUGAGAAGAGGCCCAAGCCUGUAGUCCUUGUGAAAAAGCUCUCCAUUGACCAGAUCCAGAGGAUCAUCCGGCACAGCAAGUCUGGAAAGAACAGGAUCUCGUCAGGAAAAUCUGGCAAAAGUGGCAUGGACCCAGCAGUUCUGAACGAGCUUCCCCCAGAGCUGCUGGCAGAGAUUGAGUCAACCAUGCCCCUGUGUGAACGGGUAAAGAUGAACAAGAGGAAACGAAGCACUGUAAAUGAGAAGCCCAAAUAUGCUGAGGUCAGCUCGGAUGAAGACUUUGAUGCAAAUGGAGAGUCCGCAAGGAAGCGGCAGCGCCGAGAGAAAGACAGAGCCUGGGACUUUGAGGAAAGGGAGCGUCGUGGCUCAGGGGAACAUCGGAAAAGUGGGCACCGGGACAGCCGACGAGGCUCAGGGAGCCGCUACAGAGACUCCUCCGAGGAAGAUUCACCACCACCCAGCAUAAGUGACGUUGCCAGAAAAAUGAAGAUAAAGGAAAAGCAGAAGAAACGGAAAGCAUAUGAACCCAAGCUGACUCAAGAAGAGCUGAUGGACUCUUCCACAUUCAAGAGGUUCUUAACAAGCAUUGACAACAUACUGGAGAAUCUGGAAGAUGUGGAUUUCACUACCAUGGCAGAUGAUGAUGAGAUACCUCAGGAACUGCUGCUUGGUAAACACCAGUUGAAUGAACUGGGCAGCGAGUCCGCCAAGAUUAAGGCCAUGGGCAUCUCCAGCAGGAUUCCAUCAGACAAGCUGGUGAAGCUGCUAAACAUACUGGAAAAGAAUAUCCAGGAUGGGUCCAAGCUCUCCACCCUGAUGAACCAUGACCAUGAUGCUGAAGAUGAGGAGAAGCUCUGGAGAGACCUGAUAAUGGAGAGAGUCACAAAGUCAGCAGACGCAUGUCUGACGGCUCUUCACAUCAUGACCUCGACAAACAUGCCGAAGGCUGUCUACAUAGAAGACGUCAUAGAGCGGGUGCUACAAUACACCAAGUUCCAUCUUCAGAACACACUGUAUCCACAAUACGACCCGGUCUACAGGGUGGACCCACAUGGAGGUGGCCUGUUGAGCUCUAAGGCAAAGCGUGCGAAAUGCUCCACACACAAGCAACGUGUGAUUAUCAUGUUGUACAACAAGGUGUGCGACAUUGUCAGCAACAUCUCUGAGCUCUUAGAGAUCCAGCUGCUUACAGACACCACCAUCCUCCAGGUGGAGAAUGUCAGUGAGCUGCAGCUGUGUGCCAUUAAAUUAGUUACAGCAGUGUUCUCGCGUUAUGAGAAGCAUCGGCAGCUGAUCUUGGAGGAGAUCUUUACGUCUUUGGCCAGACUGCCCACCAGCAAACGCUCCCUCAGGAAUUUCAGGCUGAACAGCUCAGACAAGGAUGGAGAGCCGAUGUACAUCCAAAUGGUGACGGCUCUGGUGCUGCAGCUGAUCCAGUGUGUGGUCCAUCUCCCAAACGACAAGGACAUGUUUGAAGAGUGUGACAAGGUGGAUCAAGAUGUGUUGAUAACCAACUCUUAUGAGACGGCAAUGAGAACAGCACAAAACUUCCUCUCAGUCUUCCUCAAAAAGUGUGGCAGUAAGCAAGGAGAAGAAGAUUACCGGCCAUUGUUUGAGAACUUUGUCCAGGACCUUCUCUCAACAGUAAACAAACCAGAAUGGCCUGCUGCAGAGCUGCUGCUCAGUCUGCUUGGUAGACUACUGGUACACCAGUUCAGUAAUAAGCAGACAGAGAUGGCUCUAAGAGUUGCAUCUCUAGACUACCUGGGCACAGUGGCUGCCCGUCUGAGGAAGGACGCAGUCACCAGCAAGAUGGACCAGAGGUCGAUUGAUCGUAUCCUACAAGAGGCUCCAGGUAGUGAUGAGACCCAACAGCUGCAGAAGGCUCUACUGGACUACUUGGAAGAGAAUGCUGACACUGAUGCCUCACUGGUGUUUGCUAGAAAGUUCUACAUUGCUCAGUGGUUCCGGGACGCCACCACAGAGGCUGAGAAGUCCAUGAGGAACCAGAAUCCGAAGGAUGAGGACUCAUCGGACGGACCACAACAUGCCAAGGAGAUCGAGACCACCGGUGAAAUUAUGCAGCGUGCUGAAAAGCGCAAGAAGUUCCUGCGCAACAUCAUCAAGACCAUGCCGGCUCAUUUUGCCACGCUGAAAAUGAACUCUGACACUGUGGACUAUGAGGACUCCUGUCUGAUCGUGCGUUAUUUGGCCUCCAUGAGGCCGUUUGCCCAGAGCUUUGAUAUUUAUUUAACACAGAUCUUGCGAGUCCUUGGGGAAAGUGCCAUCGCUGUAAGGACUAAAGCCAUGAAAUGUCUGUCUGAGGUUGUGGCUGUGGACCCCAGCAUACUGGCAAGGUCUGACAUGCAGCGCGGCGUCCACGGUCGUUUGAUGGACAACUCAACCAGUGUGAGAGAAGCGGCAGUAGAGCUGCUGGGCAGAUUUGUGCUCAGCAGACCCCAACUCACUGAGCAGUACUACGACAUGCUCAUAGAGAGGAUACUGGACACUGGUAUCAGCGUAAGAAAACGGGUGAUCAAGAUCCUCAGAGACAUCUGUCUGGAGCAGCCAACCUUCAGUAAGAUUACUGAGAUGUGUGUAAGGAUGAUCCGCAGGGUCAAUGAUGAGGAAGGUAUCAAGAAAUUGGUGAAUGAGACAUUCCAGAAGUUGUGGUUUACUCCGACUCCAGCCCAUGACAAAGAGACCAUGACCAGAAAGAUCCUCAACAUCACUGAUGUGGUGGCAGCGUGUCGAGACACCGGCUAUGACUGGUUUGAGCAGCUUCUUCAGAAUCUUCUCAAGUCUGAAGAGGAUGCAUCGUAUAAGCCAGCCAAGAAGGCCUGUGUUCAGCUAGUUGACAAUCUGGUCGAGCACAUCCUCAAAUACGAGGAGUCUCUUGCAGAGAACAAGGGUGUAAACUCAACACGGCUAGUCGCUUGUAUCACCACCUUGUACUUGUUCAGCAAGAUCAGGGCCCAGCUCAUGGUCAAACAUGCCAUGACCAUGCAACCCUACCUGACCACAAAGUGUAACACUGCCAAUGACUUCAUGGUCAUCUGUAAUGUGGCAAAGAUCUUGGAGCUUGUGGUACCGCUAAUGGAGCACCCCAGUGAAACUUUCCUUGCCACCAUUGAAGAAGACCUCAUGAAGCUCAUCAUCAAAUACGGCAUGACGGUGGUCCAGCACUGUGUGAGCUGUCUUGGAGCUGUUGUCAACAAAGUCACGCACAACUACAAGUUUGUCUGGGCUUGUUUCAACAGAUUCUAUGGUGCACUUAACAAGCUGAAGAUUCAGCAUCACGAGGAUCCUAACAGCACAACGUUGGUAGCAAAUAAGCCUUUCUUGCUGCGAUCACUGUUCACUGUGGGUGCCCUGGCCCGGCACUUUGAUUUUGAUCUGGAGGAGUUCAAGGGCACCAACAAGGUUGUUAUCAAGGAGAAAGUUCUCGAGCUGCUGCUGUACUUCACCAAACAUGAGGACGAGGAAGUCAAAACCAAAGCCAUCAUCGGCUUAGGCUUCCUUGUGAUCAUGCAUCCCAGCCAGAUGUUUAUGCAGGAGGUGAAGUCCUUGUACAACGGCAUCCUGGCUGACAGCUCCUCCUCCAUUAACCUUAAAAUCCAGAUCCUCAAAAACCUCCAGACAUACCUUCAGGAGGAGGACACGCGGAUGCAGGAAGCAGACAGAGAAUGGAAGAAACUUUCCAAACAGGAGGAUCUGAAGGAGAUGGGAGAUAUCUCUUCAGGGAUGAGCAGCUCCAUUAUGCAGCUUUAUCUAAAACAGGUGUUGGAGGCGUUCUUCCACACCCAGUCCAGUGUACGGCACUUUGCUCUCAACGUCAUAGCUCUCACACUCAACCAGGGUCUCAUCCAUCCUGUACAGUGUGUACCCUACCUCAUUGCAAUGGGAACAGACCCAGAGCCCAGCAUGAGGAACAAAGCCGACCAGCAGCUGGUGGAGAUUGACAAGAAGUACACAGGAUUCAUCCAUAUGAAGGCAGUUGCUGGGAUGAAGAUGUCGUACAAUUUGCAGCAGGCCAUCGAUAUGUCUCGUAAGACCAUCAUAAGAGGCUUCAGACAGGACGAGACCCACUCGGCACUCUGCUCCCACCUCUUCACUAUGAUCCGGGGGAACCGGCAGCACCGGAGGGCUUUCCUCAUCUCGCUGCUGAACCUCUUCGAUGACAGUGCGAAGACGGAAGUAAACAUGCUGUUGUUUAUAGCCGACAACCUCGCCUGUUUCCCAUACCAGAGCCAGGAGGAGCCUCUCUUUAUCAUGCACCACAUAGACAUCACCCUGUCUGUCUCUGGCAGCAACUUGUUGCAAACCUUCAAAGAGCUUCUGCUAAAGGAGCCGAGGCGUAAGGAGAAGAAGGAGAAGAAGGUAAAGAAGGAGUGGAAGAACAUGUCAGAUGGGGAGGAUGAAGAGGAAAAGAUGAACUGCGAUUCUCCGAGGAGCGAUGAGGAAGAAAUCCGCAACAGUGGUGACGACAAUGAUGAGAAUGUGGUACGGCGGCCUAAAAAGGCCAGAAAACCUGUUGCAGACAGCUCAGAGUCAGAGUCUGAUCUGGAUGAUUUAGAUUUGGAGGAUGUGGAAAAAGUAAUGAGGCUCCUCCCAGACAAUCCCACAGGUCUCUUGGACUUCGCUAAUGCUGUUCAGGGCAUCCUGUUGCUACUGGUGCUCAAACAGCAUCUGAAGAACCAGUAUGGAUUCUCUGACAGUAAAAUUCAGAAGUACUCUCCAACAGAGUCAGCCAAGGUGUACGAUAAGGCAGUGAACAGAAAAAACAACAUUCACUUCCACCCACGACAAACCAUCGACUUCAUCUCCAACAACAUGGCUCACGCCAGUCUGACACAUGAUGUCAAGAGGCGGAUAGUCAGACAGUACCUAGAUUUCAAGGUUCUGAUGGAACAUCUGGACCCAGACGAGGAGGACGAGGAGGGAGAAGCGUCUGCCAGCGCCAACAUCAGAAACAAAGCCAUAAACGCCCUACUGGGAGGCUCUGGCGCCUUGUCAGGGCCCAGUCCGCGCAAUCAGGCAGGACCAGAGACAGAUGACGAUGACAGUGAUGGUGACGAAAGGACCCCAGGGUCCUCUCGAAAGUCAAGGCGAGCCGGUGACCCCUCGGACCCUGGCCGUAUGAGCGAGACAGUGGAUGCUAUGGAUGUGAUUGCCCUCUGCUGCCCGAAAUACAAGGACCGACCACAGAUCGCUCGAGUCAUCCAGAGGACCUCCAACGGAUACAGCAUCCACUGGAUGGCCGGCUCCUACUCGGGGCCCUGGGCAGAGGCCAAGAAACGCGAUGGUCGCAAACAGGUGCCUUGGGUGGACACUAUUAAGGAGUCGGACAUCAUUUACAAGAAGAUUGCCUUGACCAGCAACCACAAACUGAGCAACAAAGUAGUACAGACUUUACGCUCACUGUAUGCAGCGCGGGAAGGAGGGGCUAGCUAAUGGCUCCCGUGUGGUGUUUUAUUUUUUUUUUCUUUCUUUUUUUUUUUUUUUGGCUCCCCCUGCUCCAUUUCUACUUUAUCAAAAUCCUCCUCUUCCCUGCUCCUACUCCUCCUCCUCAACCUGCCACCUCCAACAACACAGCCAAACUUCACUGGAUUCCUACCCUCCUCCUCUCUUUCCUCAUUUUUGUAAGAAAACACGAGAGAGCAAGAAUAUUUGACACUACAUACUUUUACAUGAGUUAUUCUUGCAAAAAUGAAAAUGACACAAAACAUAAGACUUAUUAUAUUAGAGGGACUGCUCAUGUUUUGUUUGUGUACAAGUGCAGAGGAUAGAAUCCAGAAGGCAUUAAAGGAAUAAUUCACCCAAAUUAUCCCUUAAAAAGGCUAUCAGAAAAGAGACCUGGAGGGAAAUGUUUUGUCAACAUUGUUGUGGGAGCUCCUUCGCUGUUGUGCAGCAGAUUCUAGUCGCUCAUUUCUACUCCCACUGUAUCAUAGUUUAACACGACAAAAAACUAAAAUGUUUAUAUCUCUGAAGACAAAAAAGCUGUAAAAAAAGAAUAAAACCUUAAGUGAAUGUUGGAAAUUAGUCUUUUUGAUGUUCUUAUUAAAGUGUUUUUGGAGUUUAUUAUACUACUAGCACCCUGAUGGUUUUUCCUUUUAGCUUUUAGAUAUUUGAAGGAAAAAGACGAAAAAAGAAAAAAAUAAGAAUUUUUAUUUUUGUUCACUUUUAUUUGUCCAUGCUGUACAAUGGCAGAGUCCUCUGAAUAUAAUUUAUUCUAUUUCGAACUACGCAUGCAGUAUAUGUGGCCUAUUGCAGGAGGAUAUUUUGUAAAUGUAGAUUUUGUUGUAUUAGGUCACCCUAGUAAUAAGAGGAAAGGGGAUUCAUACCCUUUCGGUGGAACAAAUACUGCAAUAAAUUUUCUACUUCUCUUUG
Messenger RNA from Morone saxatilis (striped sea-bass), 9140 nucleotides. It is a transcript of the gene nipbla, whose product is annotated as NIPBL cohesin loading factor a. The record is from RefSeq and is a predicted model, not a curated record. Gene Ontology annotation, molecular function: chromatin binding. Gene Ontology annotation, cellular component: Scc2-Scc4 cohesin loading complex. Gene Ontology annotation, biological process: regulation of gene expression; establishment of protein localization to chromatin; establishment of mitotic sister chromatid cohesion. NCBI's taxonomy places the organism in Eukaryota, Metazoa, Chordata, Actinopteri, Moronidae.